CCAACAUAUCUCAGAUUUCUAUAACAAAGAAUGCUGGAUUCCCCUCAAAAGAAGUACAGUUAGACCAAAAAAAUGUGUGCAGAAUCCAUUGUUUCUAAUUUUCCACCCAGCAGCCACAUGAAUGCAAAGGACUUCUGGGCCAUUUUCAAUAAAACUCAUGACAGUGAUUUUAAUGGAAGCUCCUCUGAACUGUUUCCUUCAAGGGAGGAGAAUGAGAAUUCGAUUCAACAAGGCGCAAAUCAAUGUGAGAAAGAAGUGGGAGAAAGUAAGGUGGUAGAGAGGAAAAGGAAGAAUCUGUACAGAGGAAUAAGGCAGAGGCCAUGGGGCAAAUGGGCAGCUGAGAUAAGGGAUCCUAGUAAGGGUGUAAGGGUUUGGCUUGGUACUUUUUCUACUCCUGAGGAGGCUGCAAGGGCUUAUGAUGGUGCAGCAAGGAAAAUCAGAGGUAAAAAAGCCAAGGUUAAUUUUGUAGAGGAAACACCUGCUACUUCUAAUAUUAAGGAGGACUUGUAGGUAAGAUCAAUCAAGAAGUAACAGGAUUUGGAGUACUUAAUGCAGAAGUAUUCAUUUAGACUAUGUAAGGAUUUUAGUCUAAAAAUGCUCUGGCUCUUGGAGUACAUAUCCAUAAAAUUUAUUUGAUGGUAAUCUAAAUAUGGGCCAGUUAUUAUAAGCUCAUACUCUUGGUGGGUGAGUAGAAUACUGUAAAUAUGUUUGUUUGUCUCUGUGUAUCUCCUAUUCUAUAGCACUGAAUUUAUGGCUUUCUUUCAGUUAUUA
Cryptomeria japonica (Japanese cedar) is the source of this 771-nucleotide messenger RNA. Its product is annotated as ethylene-responsive transcription factor RAP2-3. Lineage: Eukaryota; Viridiplantae; Streptophyta; Pinopsida; Cupressales; Cupressaceae. Gene Ontology annotation, molecular function: DNA-binding transcription factor activity; DNA binding. Gene Ontology annotation, biological process: ethylene-activated signaling pathway; regulation of DNA-templated transcription. The transcript is spliced from 2 exons. The record is from RefSeq and is a predicted model, not a curated record. Bases 73 to 510 code for a protein of 145 amino acids.